Phragmites australis (common reed) is the source of this 1466-nucleotide messenger RNA. Its product is annotated as choline monooxygenase, chloroplastic. The record is from RefSeq and is a predicted model, not a curated record. Bases 96 to 1310 code for a protein of 404 amino acids. NCBI's taxonomy places the organism in Eukaryota, Viridiplantae, Streptophyta, Magnoliopsida, Poales, Poaceae. Gene Ontology annotation, molecular function: iron ion binding; 2 iron, 2 sulfur cluster binding. The transcript is spliced from 10 exons.
CCUCUAACGCCAGCGGCGAGCGACAAGAGCAACGCGAGCGGAGCACACACGGUUGCUCACCCACUCCCAAGUUCCGACGCAGGCCGGCGACGGCGAUGGCGACAGCUGCGCGAUCCCUGGCUGCCUUCUCCUCCGCUUCCGCCAAAUCCGCUCGCCCCGGGCACUGCAGCGCCGCCGCGCCUUCCCGCGUCGCCGCCGCGGCCGAGACCGCGCGGCGGCUCGUGAUGGAGUUCGACCCGGCGGUCCCGCUGGCCUCCGCGGUGACGCCGCCGAGCGGGUGGUACACCGACCCGGACUUCCUCCGGCUCGAGCUCGACCGCGUCUUCCUCCGCGGGUGGCAGGCCGUUGGUCACAUAGGGCAACUGAAGAACCCAAAUGACUUCUUCACUGGAAGACUGGGAAAUGUAGAAUUUGUCAUAUGUCGAGAUGCAAAUGGCAAACUUCAUGCUUUUCACAAUGUGUGUCGCCAUCAUGCCUCUCUCCUUGCAUGCGGAAGUGGUCAGAAGACUUGCUUCCAGUGCCCUUAUCAUGGUUGGACAUAUGGAUUGGAUGGUACCCUCCUGAAGGCUACAAGAAUAUCAGGAAUCAAGAACUUCAAUAAGAAUGAUUUUGGUCUCAUACCAAUUAAAGUGGCUACCUGGGGACCUUUUGUGUUAGCCAGAUUUGAUGAUGAGUCCACUGAAGAUAAUGUUGAUGAUGUAGUUGGAGAUGAAUGGCUGGGUAGUGCUUCUGAUCUGUUGAUUACAAAUGGCAUUGACACUUCACUGCCUCACAUUUGCAGGCGAGAAUAUAUUAUCAACUGUAACUGGAAGGUCUUUUGUGAUAAUUAUCUAGAUGGUGGAUAUCAUGUUCCAUAUGCACAUGGGGCUCUUGCAUCUGGUCUGCAGCUUCAAUCCUAUGAAACACUUGCAUAUGAAAGAGUCAGUGUUCAAAGAUGUGAAAGUGCACCAGCAGAACCAGACGACUUUGAUCGCUUAGGGACAAAAGCUCUCUAUGCCUUUGUUUAUCCAAACUUCAUGAUCAACAGGUAUGGUCCAUGGAUGGACACUAAUCUAGCUGUCCCAUUGGAUUCAACCAGGUGUAAGGUGGUAUUUGAUUAUUUUCUCGACGAGUCUAUGCUGGAUGACCAGAAUUUUAUCGAGGGAAGCCUAAAAGACAGUGAGCAAAUACAGAUGGAAGACAUUGCACUCUGUGAGGGAGUUCAGCGGGGCCUGGAAUCGCCGGCUUAUGGCGUUGGUAGAUACGCACCUUCCGUGGAGAUGGCGAUGCACCACUUCCACUGCCUCCUACAUGCUAACCUUAGUGGUUAGUUCUCUCAUCUCGUUUGCGCAUCUUGCCGGGUCUGUACAGAACGGAACGGAACGGUCCUAUCUGCAGAAUGCAGCAUUUACACUUGUUUUGAAUGUAAUCUUGAGAUGUGAACUGACCGCUCUUCCCCAAUCACACAUUCAUAUGUUUGCUGGCUC